Messenger RNA from Onychomys torridus (southern grasshopper mouse), 1197 nucleotides. RefSeq names its product zinc finger protein OZF-like. Gene Ontology annotation, biological process: regulation of DNA-templated transcription. Bases 1 to 1197 code for a protein of 398 amino acids. The record is from RefSeq and is a predicted model, not a curated record. Lineage: Eukaryota; Metazoa; Chordata; Mammalia; Rodentia; Cricetidae. The transcript has 5 exons.
AUGGAUACCUACAGCUUUGAGGAGAAAGGCAUCUUGAUUUGUCUGAAAGUCAGGCUAAUAUUAGAUCUAGGGACCUGUGAGGAUGCAGUGACCUAUGAGGAUGUGCAUGUGAACUUCACUCAUGAAGAGUGGGCUUUGCUGGAUCCUUCCCAGAAGAGUCUCUACAAAGAUGUGAUGCUGGAAACCUGCUGGAACCUCACUUGUAUAGGUUACAAAUGGCAAGACCACAAUAUUGAAGAACAUUAUCAAAUUUCUACAAGACAUGGAAGACAUGAAAGAAUGCAUACUGGAGAGAAGCCAUACGAAUAUAAUCAAUGUGGUAAAGUGUUUGCAGAGAAGAGAAGUCUUCACAGUCAUAGUCAUCUUCAACGUCAUGAAAGAAUUCACACUGGAGAAAAACCAUAUAAAUGUGAGAAUUGUGGUAAAGCCUUUGCACAGAAGGGUAGUCUUCAAAGUCAUGAAAGAAUUCAUACUGGAGAAAAACCCUAUGAAUGUAAUCACUGUGAUAAAGCCUUUGCAGAGAAGAGAAAUCUUCUCACCCAUGAAAGAAUUCACACUGGAGAGAAACACUAUGAAUGUUAUCAAUGUGGUAAAGCCUUUAUACAUAAGAGCAGACUUCAAAGUCAUGAACGAAUCCAUACUGGAGAGAAACCCUAUGAAUGUAAACAAUGUUGCAAAGCCUUUGCAAAAAAGAGCUAUCUUCUCACCCAUGAAAAAAUUCAUACUGGACAGAAACCCUAUGAAUGUAAUCAAUGUGGUAAAGCCUUUGCAUUGAAUCGUCAUCUUCUUACCCAUGAAAGAAUUCAUACUGGAGAGAAACCCUAUGAAUGUAAUCAAUGUGGUAAAUCCUUUGCACAGAAGAGUAAUCUUCAAAGUCAUGAAAGAAUUCACACUGGAGAAAAACCAUAUAAAUGUGAGAAUUGUGGUAAAGCCUUUGCACAGAAGGGUAGUCUUCAAAGUCAUGAAAGAAUUCAUACUGGAGAAAAACCAUAUAAAUGUGAACAAUGUGGGAAAGCCUUUGCACAAAAGAGUAGCCUUCAAAGUCAUAAAAGAAUUCAUACUGGAGAGAAACCUUAUAAAUGUGACCAAUGUGGUAAAGCAUUUGCAAACAAGAGUAAUCUUCACAGUCAUGAAAGAAUUCAUACUGGACUGUACCAUAUGGAUGUAAUCAAUGUGGUAAUAUCAGAUGUGAGCUGA